CAAAAACAAAAGAGGUUUAAGCAAAAACGACGCUGUUUACUACAUGUUGAAACGCAGCCGUUUCAGGCGUUGAUGGGAAGCUGAAAAAAAAAAGGCCAACAACAACAGCGGCGGCGUUUGAGGAAGAAGGAAAAAGAAAUGGCGGACAGCAUAUGCAAAGCGACGGAGGAGCCAUGGAGAGUAUUAGAAUUCUACAGCGGCAUUGGCGGCAUGAGGUAUUCUCUAAUGAAAGCUGGUAUAAACGCUCAAGUAGUCGAAGCCUUCGAUAUCAACGAUAAAGCUAAUGAUGUCUACGAGCACAACUUCGGUCACCGCCCUUAUCAGGGAAAUAUUCAGAGCCUAACGAAUGAUGAUCUCGACAGCUGUCGAGCACAUGUAUGGCUUCUUUCCCCUCCUUGCCAGCCCUACACUAGACAAGGUCUCCAAAAACACUCUGCUGAUGCUCGGGCAUUUUCAUUUCUUAAUAUUCUUGAACUUAUACCGUGCAUGUCAAAACCUCCAGAUAUGUUAUUUGUAGAAAAUGUUGUUGGAUUCGAGACUUCAGAUACUCAUGCAAAAAUGGUUGAAAUAUUGGCAAAAUCUGAUUUUGUUACGCAGGAGUUUAUUUUGAGCCCAAUUCAAUUUGGUGUUCCAUAUUCUAGACCACGUUAUUUUUGCCUGGCAAAAAGAAGGCCUUUAUCUUUUCAGUGCCAACUGUUCAAUAACCAGCUUCUUGGGUCUCCAAGCCCGUUAUUUGGUAAUGAUGAGAAGAUGGUGAUUGGUGAACAUGAUCAGUCACAAGAGAACUGGGAUAAGUUGAUCGAGUCUUGCCAGCCAAUAGAGAAGUUUCUUGAAUUUACAUCUUCAAGCUAUCAAAUAGACAUGGAGACCAGUUCUUUAGUGACCACUGAUGUUUUUGCAAAUGGUUUGGAAACUUCGGAGAAAUUUGUUGAAGAAGAUGUAUUCGAUUUCAGUUCUAUAGAUCAGUUUGUAGUUCCCUUAAGUCUAAUAGAGAGGUGGGGAAGUGCUAUGGAUAUUGUCUACCCGGAUUCGAAACGAUGCUGUUGUUUUACAAAAAGCUAUUAUCGAUAUGUGAAAGGCACUGGCUCCUUCUUGGCAACAGUCCAGCCAAAGAAAAAGGGGAAAGCAUCUUCCUUAAAGGAGCAGUGCCUUAGAUAUUUUACUCCUAGGGAGGUUGCGAAUUUGCAUUCUUUUCCAGAGGAUUUUCAGUUCCCACAGCACAUAAGCCUUAGACAGCGUUAUGCAAUGCUGGGAAAUAGUCUGAGUGUAGCUGUUGUUGCUCCCUUACUCCAGUAUCUAUUUUCCCAACCAUCAUGAUUUUAAGCUCAAGAGUUCCAUUCACAAGAUGCAAGUCUUUUUGCUUCUCCAGACACAUAACCUUUGCCCAUUUUUCCAUGCAAGGGUGAGUCUUUGAAGUUCUUAAACCAGGGCAUUGGGGCUCUACUCAGAUCCAGUCUGAAAACCUUGGUAGCUGAUGACCCAGUGGUUGCUUCUUGUAUCAAAUAUGUUCCCCUAGCGCAUUUAUUCGAUAAGUUAACAGAGGGAAUAUUGCCCAAUAGGAUGUGGAAAUUGUAUUAUACCUAUCAUAUCUAGAGUGAUAAAUACUUUUGUAUCUUGUUUUAUUUUUAGAAUGAUUUAGGCUUUAAUAGGAUCAUAGAUAAAUCUACAACUUGACGUUGCAUGUCAACAACACCUUUGGGUAAUGGGACUGGGAGUUUUCAAACAGGAAAAGUGAUACACUUACUC
Molecule: messenger RNA, 1746 nt
Organism: Durio zibethinus
Lineage: Eukaryota; Viridiplantae; Streptophyta; Magnoliopsida; Malvales; Malvaceae
Gene: DNMT2
Product: DNA methyltransferase-2
Cellular component (GO): nucleus
Molecular function (GO): methyltransferase activity
Source: RefSeq, a predicted model, not a curated record